Microtus ochrogaster (prairie vole) is the source of this 1053-nucleotide messenger RNA. RefSeq names its product ATP-binding cassette sub-family G member 3-like. Gene Ontology annotation, molecular function: ATP hydrolysis activity; efflux transmembrane transporter activity; ABC-type transporter activity. Gene Ontology annotation, cellular component: plasma membrane. Gene Ontology annotation, biological process: transmembrane transport. The transcript is spliced from 7 exons. NCBI's taxonomy places the organism in Eukaryota, Metazoa, Chordata, Mammalia, Rodentia, Cricetidae. The record is from RefSeq and is a predicted model, not a curated record.
AUGUCUUCCCAUAAUGACCCUGUUGUAAUCCCAAUGAUAGGAAGAAAUCCCAAUGACCUUCCUGGAAUGGACACCGGCAAUCCGAGCACAUUGACUGGAGAGGCUGUGCUAAGUUUUCAUAACAUCAGCUAUCAGGAAACAGUUCAGAGUGGCUUUGCAUUUCGCAAAAAAACACAUGUGGUAGAAAGACUAUCAAAUAUCAGUGGGAUUAUGAAACCUGGCCUUAAUGCAAUUAUGGGACCUCAAGAUGGGAGCAGAUCUUUGUUAUUACGUGUCUUAGCUGCAAGGAAAGAUCCAUGUGGAUUAUCAGGAGAUAUUUUGAUAAAUGGAAAACCACGACCUGCUAAUUUCACAUGUAUUUCUGGUUAUGUGCCACAACCUAGGUCUAAAGAGCUUGAGAAAAGAACCAGUAUAGCAAUGGAGCUGGUCACUGAGCAUUCCAUUUUGUUCUUGGAUGAUCCCACCACUGGCUUAGACUGGAGCACUACUACUGAUGUCAUCUCCGUCCUGAGAAGGAUGUCUAGGAGGGGACGGACAAUCAUCUUCUCCAUUUAUCGGCCCCCGCACUCCAUCUUCAGACUGUUUGACAGCCUCACCUUACUGGCCUCAGGAAAAGUCAUGUUUCACGGGCCUGCACAGGAGGCUUUGGAGUACUUCCAAUCCGCAGGUUACAACUAUGAUUCCCACAACAACCCUGCAGACUUCUUCCUAGACGUCAUUAAUGGAGGCUUCUCUACUCUAUUAGAUACAGAGGAAGAUGACCAUGAAGCCGACAAAUAUAAAGAGCUUUCUGAGAGACAGCAUGAAGUCACAGAAGAAUUAGCCAAUAUGUAUGCCCAGUCCUCCUUAUACAGCAAAAUGAGAACUGACCUGGAUCGACUCUUGGGGGAACAGAAGGCAGGGAAGAGCUCAGCCUUGGAGGAGAACACAUGUGUCACCCCUUUCUGGCAUCAGCUCCGGUGGAUUAUCUGUCGUUCAUUUAAAAAUUUCCUGGGUUUUCCAUGGGUCACUGGGAUCCAGGUAAUCUGAUGAGUUAUUUUAAUUUUAUUGUGA